AUGGAUCUUCUCUUCACCCCGCUCGAGCUGAUCAGUCGAUCAGCAUUCCUAGCGCGCCCGCUGGCUGCUGCAGCUUCGUCGAUCCUCCCCCGCGAUAGCAUCGAUCAUACGGAUGAGAGGGGCCGAAACGCCUUGUUCAGGGCUGUACAGACGGGCGAUGUGAGCGGUAUGCGGCAGCUUCUGAAGAGAGGGGCCAAUCUGCGGGUAGUUUGCUGCCGUGAGACGCCGUUGUCCGCGGCAGCGAAGGAGAAGCAUUUUCAUGCCGUGAAUAUGAUUCUGCAGGUAUUUGAUGAGCGAGGAUUGGAUUUGGAUGAAGUCGAAGGGAUGUUGAAACAAGCGGAGGAGUAUGCUGUGGAGGCUAGUCGGGCAGAUAUAGCUUACCUUAUCCUAGCUCUGAACGAUUCCGCAUUCGCACCCCUAGCCCCGAACGGUUACACUCCAACCCCAGGCCGUGCCAGUUCGCACUUCGACCUAUAA
This is a messenger RNA of Penicillium riverlandense, 477 nucleotides long. RefSeq lists its product as uncharacterized. The record is from RefSeq and is a predicted model, not a curated record. Gene Ontology annotation, molecular function: protein binding. Lineage: Eukaryota; Fungi; Ascomycota; Eurotiomycetes; Eurotiales; Aspergillaceae. The transcript is spliced from 3 exons. Bases 1 to 477 code for a protein of 158 amino acids.